This is a messenger RNA of Paramecium tetraurelia, 747 nucleotides long. RefSeq lists its product as uncharacterized. The record is from RefSeq and is a predicted model, not a curated record. The transcript has 2 exons. Lineage: Eukaryota; Ciliophora; Oligohymenophorea; Peniculida; Parameciidae.
AUGGAAUAUCCAUAGAACUUAUUGACACAAGGAAUUAAAUUCUCAAUCAUUGGAGAUAAUGUUGUGCAAGUCGUUCUACUCCCUGGGGAAUAGAUUAACACUUAAAACAGCUACGUGCAAUACUAUUCAGACAAUAUAUCAAUAUAAACUAAAAAAUCAUAUUUCAUUACAGAAAAUCAAGUGACAGUUCUAAAUACUAGCAAGGAUAAUAUAGCUUAUGUGGGGAUAAGUGCUGCUAAUGGGAAGGUGAUGAUUUUAGAUGCUGCUAUCUUUAAUAAUUAUCUAAUCAAAGAAUCAUCAAUUAUAGCAGCUAAUGACUUUACCGAAGUUGGGCAAUUCUUUCAUUUCUAAUCCACUUAUUAAAAGAUUGUCUUUACAAAAGAUCUGACGAAAUAGCAAUUAAUCUUUAUAAAAACUAAUGGCACAGUCAUUGAUAAAGAUCUUGGAGAUGGAGAAUCCAUUAUUGUGCCAAACAAUUCAAUUUUGGGUAUACAGGACUUUGUUCGAUAUGAAGUGAAUUUAAAAGACACCACUAAAAUUAAGCUGAUUGGGCCUGGUAGAAUUCUAUUUGAGAUAAAUAAUUAAACUUUGGAAAAUAAUCUUGGUUUGGUAGGAAGGAAAUAUUUAGCAAAAUUCUUUAUGAUUAUGUCUAUGGUUUUCUUUUUAAUUUUUGUAGAAUUAAUUUUCGAUAUUUGAGUAUGAAUUGUAUUUUAGAUUAUUAAACAACAUAAAUCAAAUAUUUCUAUA